UUUCUGCUUCUACUUCUCGUAGCUGCUGCUUCACUCUUUCUCUUUACAGGAAGUUGUAGAAGUUUUCAGACGUGUCGCUGCUGGAUGUGAGGAUGGGACCCACUUUGCUCUGUGAGCUGGGCCUAUUCUUGCUCUGUACGCUCCUCUGCACUGGACACGCUCAAGAUGCUGUGUUAACUAUUGAACCCAACUGCUGCAGUUUUUUCAUUGGAGAGUUUGUUACCUUCAUGUGUGACAUGAAUGAAGGAGCAGACACUGACUGGUAUUACAAACUCAACAAGGAUGGUCGAGAAUUUGUCCUCUACAACACACACAAAUACUACAGAUUACAAAUAACAUCUACAGGUUACAGUGGUGAAUAUCAGUGCUUUGGUCACUGGAAGAACUCAUUUCAUACAAAGCGCAGUAACACUGUCUCUGUAACUGUAUCAGAUAAACCCAGGGCCACACUGACUGCAGGAACAACAAUCAUACCAGUAGGGGGCAGUGUGACACUGACCUGCUCUGUGGGGAGAUCUGCUGAGUGGAAAUAUGAGUGGUUCAGACGCACCCAAAGAACCACUGAAGUUCAAAUCAGAAGAGAUGAUCAACCAAACAGAGUUAUCAGAGUAUCUCAAGGAGGAAUCUACAGAUGCAGAGGAGGAAGAGGAAACCCAGUUUUCUACACAGAGUACAGCGAGUCAGUCAGAAUUGACACAAUCGUGUCAAACAAAGCUGUUGUGACUCUGCAUCCAAACUGGACUGAGAUAUACAGAGGAGAGACGAUCACUGUCAGAUGUGAGAUCCAUGGAGGAGACACUGAGUGGGAUUAUGAAUGGGAAACAAACAGAUACACAAAACCUGAAAAUCAAAAUGAAUACAGGAUUAGAUCUGCUUCAUCAUCCAACAGUGGAAACUACCGCUGUAAGGGCCGAAUGAAAAGUUCACAGCAUAAAACAACAGAGUGGAGUGAUUCAGUCACACUGACAGUUUCUGACAAACCCCGUCCUGUCCUCACUGUGUCUCCAUCAUGGCUGAGUCCCGGAGCCUCAGUAACUCUGAACUGUGAGGUUGAACAUCCGUCUGCAGGAUGGAGCUUCUACUGG
This is a messenger RNA of Archocentrus centrarchus (flier cichlid), 1085 nucleotides long. Its product is annotated as Fc receptor-like protein 4. The record is from RefSeq and is a predicted model, not a curated record. NCBI's taxonomy places the organism in Eukaryota, Metazoa, Chordata, Actinopteri, Cichliformes, Cichlidae. Gene Ontology annotation, molecular function: transmembrane signaling receptor activity. Gene Ontology annotation, cellular component: external side of plasma membrane. The annotation marks the transcript as partial. Gene Ontology annotation, biological process: cell surface receptor signaling pathway; immune response. The transcript has 6 exons.